Molecule: messenger RNA, 1030 nt
Organism: Vigna umbellata (rice bean)
Lineage: Eukaryota; Viridiplantae; Streptophyta; Magnoliopsida; Fabales; Fabaceae
Source: RefSeq, a predicted model, not a curated record
AUUUUCAGGAAACAGCCAUGAACUAUCACGGAAAGUGAAACACACCACCCUCACUCUCCCAACUUUCUCCUUUCUCCUUCCUCCUUCCUUCAUCUCUUUCUCUAUAUAUCAACCACUUCUCCACAACAAACACACCCAUCAAAAAUGGCAACUCUUCCAAGACCACCCUCCAAAGACAAGGACAUCAUUGGCAGAUUCAUGCUCCAUGCUCGUUGCAAGAAGCACCCCAAACAUCGUCAAUCACCUGGCGUAUGUUCUCUUUGUCUCAGAGACAAGCUUUCUCAACUUUCCUCCGACUCACCCUCUUCCUCUUCUUCUCGCAAAGCAAACUCUAUUUCUUCUUCUCCUUCAUCUUCCGUUUCUUCUUCUGUUUCCUCCUAUUCCUCUUCUUGUGCCUCUCCCACAGCAGCCCUUCCUUUUCCUUUCUCCAAUGAACCAAGGACCGCCUCCAUCUUUCUCUUCACCGCCAAGCACGCUGGAUUCCUAAAAAGCAAGUCAAUGAGCGUUCUUUCCACCAGGAGAAGGAGAACAAGAAACGAAGGUGAAGCUGAUGAUGAUCCUGUUAAGAAUAAAACUGCCAAGAAAAGUGGCUUCUGGUCCAAGUUGCUUCAUCCCAAAAGCAAGAGAAUGGAAGAGAUCAAGGUUCAUACUACGUCUCUAAUACAAACACUGGCAUAGCCAUCCAUGUUCGUGUAUUCCUUCAUCAUGUUCAUUAUUCUUUCUUUCAAAUCCCACCCUACAAUUUGAGUGGAUUAUAAGAAUUGUUGAAUAUUAAUUACUCUAUAUACCUCUCCAAUCUCCUUUCUGCAAAAGCAAGACAGAAAAAUAGAGCUCUUGUAUUGCAUGAUAGGAUUGUGUAAAUAAACACCUUUUUCAUAUUGAUGAUUAACAGAGAGGGAAUAAUUAAAGGCUUAUGCAUAAGCAGAAGUACGAACAGUACGUAUAUAUUAAAUUGUUGACAGAAGAGAUUAUUAUUCCUUUUAGAUCUGAUUCGAUGGAAGAAUUAGCAUGGUUAUUCAUCCAUCCAUGG